Staurois parvus is the source of this 686-nucleotide messenger RNA. The record is from the annotation of a GenBank genome assembly. NCBI's taxonomy places the organism in Eukaryota, Metazoa, Chordata, Amphibia, Anura, Ranidae.
GGGGCUCCAUGAUCCCCUAUUGCCCGGGGGCCCCAUGAGUUGUCAGUCCGCCCCUGGUCAUGCUGACUAUCAUCAAAGCAAUUUCUCUUAGCUCAUGUUAAGGGGACAUGUACACUGAUCAUCAGAGCACUGAUGAUCAGUGUGCCCUGAUGAUCUGUGUAGCCCAGCAGUGCCACCUGUCAGUAUCCAUCAGUGCCAGCUCUCAGUGCUCAUCCAUGCCACCUGCCAGUGCCCAUCAGUGCCACAUUUUAGUGCCUACCAGUGCACAUCAAUGCCACAUAUCAGUGCCCAUCUGAGCUGCCUUUCAGUGUCACCCAUCAGUGCCAGUCAGUGCCACCUAUCAAUGCCACCUAUCAGUACUGCCAAUCAGUGCCACCUAUCAGUGCCAGUCAGUGCUGCCUAUCAGUGCCAGUCAGUGCCGCCUAUCAGUGCCAGUCAGUGCCACCUAUCAGUGCCAUAUAUGAGUCGUGCCUUUCAGUGCCCAUCAGUGAUGCCUGUCAAUGCCCAUCAGUGCCACCUAUCAAUGCCCAUCAGUGCAGCCUAUCAGUGGCCAUCACUACAGCCUCAUUAGCGCACAUCAGUGAAGGAGAAAAAUCACUUAUUUACAAAAUUUUAUAACAAAAACUAAGAAAAAAGUUUUUUUUCAAAAUUUUCAGUGGUUUUUGGUUUAUUUAAAAAAAAAAUAA